Messenger RNA from Caretta caretta (loggerhead turtle), 1025 nucleotides. Its product is annotated as fibroblast growth factor 18-like. Lineage: Eukaryota; Metazoa; Chordata; Testudines; Cheloniidae. Gene Ontology annotation, molecular function: growth factor activity. The record is from RefSeq and is a predicted model, not a curated record.
CAGAGCCCUGACCAGGGGGCGCGUCCCCCUGCCUGGUGGCUGCUGCCCUGGACACAGCUCCGUGCGCUGCGGGAAGGACCAGGGUCCGAUCCAGGGCCCCUGCUCCAUCCCACCCACUUGUGCCCCCAUGGCGGUUUCUGGAUAAGCGCCCCUGGACCAGCUGCUGGGCGCAGGCUGUGGGGUCCCACCUGGCCGUGAUGCCUCUGCCCCUGGGCCACCUCGCCUGCCUGUACCUGCUGCUCCUGCCCCUGCAGGAGUCUCACCAGCCAACGGCCGACUUCCGCCUCUACGUGGAGAGCCACACACGGCACCUGGACGAGGUGAGCCGCCGGCACGUCCGCGUCUACCAGCUGUACAGCCGCUCCAGCACUGGGCACCUGCAGGUCCUCGGCAAGAGGGUCCGUGCCAACGGCGAGGACGGCAACAAAUAUGCGCUGCUGGCCAUGGAGAGCGACACCUUUGGGAGCCACGUUCGCAUCAAGGGCAAGGAGACGGGCUACUACGUCUGCAUGGACAGGAGGGGGAAGGUGCUGGGCAAGCUGGACGGGCAGAGCCGGGGCUGCGUCUUCGUGGAAGAAGUCCUGGAGAACAACUACACGGCCUUCAUGUCGGCCUGGCACCGGGGCUGGUACCUGGGCUUCACCCGCAAGGGGCGGGCGCAGACGGGGCCACGCACCCACCGGACCCAGCGCGAAGGGCACUUCAUGAAGAGGCCCCCCAAGGGCGCAGGGGGCGAGGGGCAGAGCCCGUUCCGCUUCACUGCCCUCACCCAGCGGACUAAGCGGGCCCUGGGGCCCUCGAGCCAGAGGCCCGUGCCCAGCCGGUGCCCAUCAGGGGCUGGGGCCCCACGCUGUGCCCAGCUCAGCAGGGCGAGGAGACGGGGUCCCAGCACGCAGUUCAGCUGCUCCGGCCACGCCAAGGCGGGUGGGCGAGGAGCCAGGGGGGGCGGGCAGCCAAGGGGGCGGGCACAGGCGCUGCCCCACAUUCCCGCGGGCUUGCAGUGGUGCACUGCCCCACGGCCCUGA